Microthlaspi erraticum is the source of this 249-nucleotide messenger RNA. The record is from the annotation of a GenBank genome assembly. Lineage: Eukaryota; Viridiplantae; Streptophyta; Magnoliopsida; Brassicales; Brassicaceae.
AUGUUCACCUUCUCCAAUGCCAUCAAGUUUAACUACAGUCGACAAAUCAUGGUGAUACACGCUAUGACUUGGACUAUAAUUUCCGCUUACGUCUCAGAUUCCUUAGCUAGGGAAGUGGACAGUACGGAAUGUCAAGGAUCCGAAACUUGGAGUCACAAUGCAGACCUGUCGUUUGCCUACGCCUUGAGUGAUCACAUCAUUAGAGCUGUCGCUUGCAGCAGAGUUCAGACAACUUUAUCUCAUCGGUGA